Molecule: messenger RNA, 246 nt
Organism: Metarhizium acridum CQMa 102
Lineage: Eukaryota; Fungi; Ascomycota; Sordariomycetes; Hypocreales; Clavicipitaceae
Source: RefSeq, a predicted model, not a curated record
AUGGGCAACAUCUGCGGCAAAGAAGAGCCAGACACCUCGCCGCCCGGCCGCGUCCUCGGCUCCGCGCCCGCAGCACAGCGAAAGUCCACGGUCCCCAGAAAAGUCGGCGGCCCCCCGCGAACACUCGGCACCGGCACCGGCUCCGGCGAAGCGACGACACCUUCCGGCGACGUAGGCGACGCGAGAAGGAAAGCCGCCGAAGCUGCAGAGGUGCGCACUCGCACAUACAUGCAUAUGCCUGCCUAG